This is a messenger RNA of Zootoca vivipara (common lizard), 2261 nucleotides long. RefSeq names its product ALG11 alpha-1,2-mannosyltransferase (gene ALG11). The record is from RefSeq and is a predicted model, not a curated record. Gene Ontology annotation, biological process: dolichol-linked oligosaccharide biosynthetic process; protein N-linked glycosylation. NCBI's taxonomy places the organism in Eukaryota, Metazoa, Chordata, Lepidosauria, Squamata, Lacertidae. Gene Ontology annotation, cellular component: endoplasmic reticulum membrane. Gene Ontology annotation, molecular function: GDP-Man:Man(3)GlcNAc(2)-PP-Dol alpha-1,2-mannosyltransferase activity.
CCCGACGCCGGCUUCCGCGAUGGCGUCUUUCCCGGCUGGGCCGCUUAUCAGAUUGCUGUACUCAUUGGCUUUCCCUGCCUUGUUACUAAGUGGAUUUUUAUGUGUCUGUCUGCUCCUGCUCCUGUUUGGUUUACGACUAUGGCUCCAGCAAAGGAAAAAACAACAAAUUCCAUCAGGGCGAGAUGGGAAAAGGCCACUUGUGGUUGCAUUUUUUCACCCAUACUGCAAUGCAGGGGGAGGAGGUGAAAGAGUAUUGUGGUGUGCUAUAAAAGCACUACAGAAAAAGUACAAAGAUGUGUCCUAUGUUGUCUACACUGGUGAUGCUGGUGUCACAGCUGAAAAUAUCCUUGAAGGUGCUUACAGACGAUUCAACAUCAGAUUAAAUCAACCUGUGAAAUUUGUGUUUUUGAGUAGGCGCUAUCUAGUAGAAGCUUCCCUUUACCCACAUUUUACACUGCUGGGUCAGAGCUUAGGAUCUGUAUUUCUUGGCUGGGAAGCUCUUGUGAAAUGUGUUCCCGAUGUCUACAUUGACUCCAUGGGUUAUGCUUUCACACUUCCUCUUUUUAAAUAUUUAGGAGGUUGUCGGAUAGGCUGUUAUGUUCAUUAUCCUACGAUCAGCACUGACAUGCUUUCUGUGGUUAGGAAUCAGAAUGCUCGAUUUAAUAAUGCAGCAGUCAUCACAAGAAAUCCCCUAUUGAGUAAAUUGAAACUCAUAUAUUAUUAUAUUUUUGCUUCUGUAUAUGGCUUAGUUGGUUCUUGCAGUGACAUUGUCAUGGUUAAUUCUUCAUGGACUUUCAAUCACAUCCUUUCCCUUUGGAGGUGCAGUGACCGCACCAGUGUUGUGUAUCCACCUUGUGACGUUCAGACAUUCUUGGAUAUUCCUCUAUGUGAGCCAAAGAGCACUGGAGAGCAAACUAUUGUUUCUGUAAGCCAGUUUAGGCCAGAAAAAGACCAUUGUCUGCAGAUCAGAGCCUUUGCUAAAUUGCUGGAAAAGACUGCAGGGCAGGAGCUGCUGCCCAAACUCAUUCUGAUUGGUGGCUGUCGUAACCAAGAAGAUGAGCAGCGUGUAAAUGGACUUAAAAAGCUCUGCCAAGAGUUGGGCAUUGAAAAAAGGGUAGAAUUCAAAGUUAACAUUCCAUUUGAAGAGCUAAAGCAACAUCUGGCAGAUGCGACCAUUGGACUUCACACCAUGUGGAAUGAACACUUUGGGAUUGGAAUUGUUGAAUGUAUGGCAGCUGGCACAAUUAUCCUUGCUCACAAUUCUGGAGGCCCCAAGCUGGAUAUUGUGGUGCCCUAUGAAGGAAAUACUACUGGAUUUCUAGCAGAAAAUGAAGACGACUAUGCAGAUACUAUGGCCUAUAUAUUUUCAUUGCCUCCUACAAAAAGGCUAGAAAUCAGACAAACUGCUCGUCAGUCAGUGAAGAGAUUUUCAGAACAAGAAUUUGAGGAAACAUUCCUAUUAUCUGUGGAACAAUUAUUUAAAUAAAAUUUUGUAAAUAGAUACCUGGACAGAAGUCAUUAUGUAUAUACAGUUGCUGUAUUUCUAUUGUACAAUAAAGGGUAUCUUAUUCCUGUAUGAGAGUCUGACAGAGUAUGCUCCCAAACUUAUAUAUAGACAAGUAGAUAUGAAAUGAUACAUAAUAUGCUUAAGGAUUUAGUAGUUGGGCUGAAUAAUCAUAUUACAAAAUAUACACAGCAGUUUCCAGUGGUGACAACUCAGUCCUAGCUUCUUAAAGAGCAAGCUGUUUAAUCUUAAAAUGAAUUUGUGGCAUCAAGUGUUGAAUCUACAUUUGUCCCAGAUUAUUUCCCCCAUAAUGUAUCAACAUAAAACUACAUAUGAAAUUGAAGAGUGAAUUUCUAAAAAGUUUCUUCCCAUUUCAAUGAUCUUCUUGGCAUAAUGAAUACAGAGUCAUGAAAAGGCUGUCCUUGGAGGCCUCAAUGGAGUCUGAAAGUCAACCAGAAUUGUAUCCUGUCUGAAGUUGUGUACAAUGAAAAGGAUCCUGGAAAGUCAAAUUAUAUAUAUAGUCCAGCUCCACUUCAGUAUAGGGACAGAACCUCAGGUCACUGAAUUCUCUAUACAGAAAACCCUCACAUUAGAUAGAAGCUAGGUGGGUAACCUUUGGCCAUGGCCAGGGAUGAUGGGAGUUGUAGUUUAGCACCAUCUGGAGGGCUAGAGGUUCCCCACAGCAGCCUUAACAUGGAGUUUAGUGUUAAUUACAUUUUUUGGGAGGGGCAUUUAAUCAUGAAUGAUCACCUACCCC